Hippocampus zosterae (dwarf seahorse) is the source of this 2938-nucleotide messenger RNA. RefSeq lists its product as uncharacterized. The coding region runs from base 823 to 2844 and encodes 673 amino acids. Lineage: Eukaryota; Metazoa; Chordata; Actinopteri; Syngnathiformes; Syngnathidae. The record is from RefSeq and is a predicted model, not a curated record. The transcript is spliced from 6 exons.
ACUUUGUACAAAAGCAUUAAACGGGUAAUUGUACACGCGUCAUCAAAUUAUUCGUUCUUCCACACAUUAGGGGGCGCCUUGAACUAAAAGCGGUCCGGAAAUACGUAGGAGAACGUUUUUUUUUGUUUUGUUUUUGUAUGUGUUGAUCGUCAAAUAUGGUUGGUGUUAUGGUUCAGCCCUCGCAGCACCCGGGUCAUUAGGUACUCCUUUUGCAAAGAUAACACAUUUCGUUACGAAAUGAGAAGCGGUAUAUGCUUUUAACUCACGUAAACGGUCAAAGAUAUUUAAAAAGCUACUCAGCUAAGUCAUCAGUAAUACACCGUUUAGCGGUUUGAUCCAUUCGUAAUGCAUUGUACGGUGUCCUACCGGAGCGGCUGUCACUCAGUUGGUAGAGCGCAUCGUCCAAUGACCGAAACGUUUUGGGUUCGAAUCCCGGUUCCGAUUGUCUGCUGUCGAGGUGUCCUUGGGCAAGACACCGAACCCUGAAUGGGCCCCAGUGGGCCUUACAGGGAAACCAACUGGUGUAUGAAUGUGUGUGUGAAUGGGUGAAUAGCAAAUUUAAAUAGCAAAAUUAAGCAAAUUUAGGCAACGUGAUGAUGUAGAUCUAGAUAAAUACAUAUCAUGUACGAUUAACCACAGUAUUAUAUCGUUGGUGUAGAAUUUGAUAUGUAUCGGCUACCACCUUGAACUCUUGCACAUCCAAAAACUGGACUGUAAUACUUGCAGGCUGGAAAAAAUAAGCGGCUUGGUUGGUCCAUGAAGCAUAGGCAUUUUGAGUAAGUUUGAAGGACCCAUGCGCGUGAAAGAGGUCGUUGUUGAAGAAUGGAUCCAGUUGCCUGGGAAGACGAUUUUCUCUGUCAGCAGAGGAAUCUGAAUUCAGUUUACCCGAGAGACAUUCAUCAUAUGGGAGUGGCCGCACCUCACAGUGAUCAUAGGGUAUUUGAUGGGGAGCCUCUGGAAGAUGACAUUGAUCCGGAGCUGACCAGAAAAAUGAAUGUGCUUCAAGAUAUAGAAGAGCAAAUAUUAAGCAAGAAAGCUGCCAUUCUCGUCAAGACAAUUAAAAUGAUUAAGAAGAAACUAACACCAGACUCGAAAGAUGCAACUCUUCGAGACAGGGUGGAUACGAUUUUGAAGGAGCGACAUUCUCUCAACUUUCUGUCAAAGUGCAAGACAUACGGGUCACCUACUGAGAGUGAUGACUCUCCAAGUCAUAGCACAGAGCAGCUGGAAGAACAUCCCCUGAAGCUCCGAGCUGAGGCUUUAAUGAGGCAUAGGUUCAGUGACCUCAGUGGAUUUACAUCUAACAAGUUGGCCCCCGAUCGUGAAAUGGCCACCACAUCUGGUACCCAACCUCCUCCCAGUCAAAGCAUUAGCUCAGAAAUCCAGCAAGAAAAUGUUUCCAACAAAGGCUUUGAGCGCUUCCUCAGUUUGCUCAACAAGGGAGUUGAUAUGGACCUGCUCAGUAGGGUCGCCAGUGAUAACAGUGAAGACUUUCAUUUAGGAGAGCAGCUCUUCAACAGCCAGCACUCCGGUGUUGGGGAUGAUUCAGAUCGGCCUCUUUGCCGCGAGAGCCUUCAGUGCAACGGUGAACCGCAGCUACCAGAGAAUGGUGGAGAGAGGACAGCGCUCUCCACUAGCGAAGAGCACCCCAGGGACAGACCUUCACUGUCGGACGAUGACAAGAACGGCAAAGACAAACGAGACCAUUCUUUAGGUUCCAGUAGUGGAUACCAGUCUCCCCCGACAGAGGAGAAAACCAAGAAAGAUGGAAAAGAAAUGGUGCAGGUCGAUGAGCGGUGCGAACAGCUCCAGAAUAUUCUCAACACUUUGGGCUUGAGCUUGGAAAUAGAAGACUUGAGUAAACUAACAGACCGGACUCAAGAGAGGCUCUAUGGGAAAAAGAAUCAAAGAGAGCCAGUGGAGCAGCAGAGUCAAGAUUACAGUACAAGUGGAUCCUGCAAACCUGACAUGAAAACCACUUCCUCCUCCUCCUUGUCGCCUUCCAGAAGCUGUAGUCACAGUCCCUCUUCCAGACAGCUCUCCGGCAGCAGGGAGUCUCAGGAUCCGCACAAGAAAUAUGCAUUGUUAGCAUGUGGUGGCGCAAGAAAAAGCAAAGAGAAAUUAUCACUUUCAGCGACAAGCCAAGAUGGCACACGAGCGCAGAAGACAGUUGGAAAAAACAAAGUUGCCAACAUCUUGAACGAAAUCCCUGUGGUUCGUUCCUAUUGUGAUCCUGAUCCUGCUACUUCGUUUGCUUGCCCAGAUUACAGUUUUCCCCAUUUCUCUCACUACCAUUCCCCCUACAGCCAUGACACCAAUUCUUAUUGGACAAGCACUCUGGAUGCCAGUGUCACCCCAUAUUAUCCCAAUCGUAAUCCUGAUUCAGCGGACACCUACGACUCCCACGACACUAUUGCCUCAGGAAAACGAAGGCCCCGCUUCAUUCAAGAUGUUCCCCUCGAGAAUCCAGACCUGUCAACAAGUGAAGGUCAAUUGGGUUCAGUUUCUCGUCCGAGGUAUCUGCAGGUGGUCAAGAGGAAGCCGCAAAUGUGGGGUGGUAAAAGGUUAUUGAAUGGGGAGCAAAUCAAGGAAGACAAAACCAAAAGGCUAAAACUGAUAGAGGAACAGGCGCGAGAUGUGCAGAGGGCUCAUCGAGAGACGAAAGCUUCUGGGAAGAAGGCAGGUCGGAAAGAUAGCUCAAAGAAACAACGAACACCAACAGAGGAGGAAAUUAAGGCAAACUGGAGAAAAAAGUUGGAAGCAUUUAACCAGAUGUCAAAGAACAAGUCUCAUGCCCAACCAAGUCCCUGUCCUGACACACAGAUGUGUGACGUUGGACUGUGAACUAUGACAACAGUUGGAUGAAAUGGUCAAAAUCUGGUUUUGAAUGCAAUGAUCCCUGAACAAAAAAAACACAUGUUUUAUAGUUGACGGUAAA